UAAACCGGUGGCGCCGCGACGGUGAGCGUCCGAACGACCCAAAAUAAUCUGUUUUUCUUGGCCUAAUGUGGGUUUUACUUGUGUUCCAACAUCAUUCGGCAAAUUCGAACAAAAUUUUACAAAAUUUGCCAACAUAAAACAACAAUCAGCCGCUCGCCACUGCAACACUCAACCACAACUACCCUCGUCUUUCUCUCACUCCAAAAGACUGGUAUUUCCACACCAACAGUACCUGGAUCCAAUCAAAAUAAGAUUUUUUCCACUUUACGAUAAUGAGAAUAAGUCCUUGCAGCACUUAAACGACUUGCUGACGUCGAAGAAGCAAUAAAAGUGGCACCGUUCAAAUUGAAAUUUAGCAGGAUGUCGAAGUCGAAUUCUUCAACCAGGAGUAAUUCGAUGGAGACUCCUGCUGAAUGCGAAAGCGAAGUGUGUAGUCCUCAAAGGGACGUUCCUGCCAUCAUGGAGGCGGCUGAAGGUCAGGAAGUGGUGCCGUCGAGUCCGCCGCCAUCCUAUGAAUAUGUUCUGAAAGAGACAAGACUCAAAGCCCAAAGUGACGCCUCUUCGCCCGUGAACCCGCUGAAAGGACCUGAAAUAAUGCACAAGUCCAGCAAGGAAUUAUACAAAGCCGUCGCCAAACAAUUUGGUAUAACAUGCAAAAUGUCGGAUCAAUGUCGUUGUUUUGAUUGCCAAAGCCAUUAUUUCGAAUGCGAAUACGAACAAAAUGAACAGGAAAAAACAGAUGGAGGUCUUGGAGCCGGAACACCAAUGUUCAUAUCUGAAGUAAUGCACGGCACUGCCUGCACCAUAUUGUAAAAAAUUUUAUGAAAUUAAAAAAACAACAAAAAUCCAUUUUAAACAGGCGAAACGCCAAUACAGCUUUAAUGAAACUCUUAUACUUAAAUCAAAAGGUGAAAAUGAAAACAGAUGUAUGGCUUUACAGGUAACGCACACGUUUUAACGACUUUUUUUAAUGAGAUAGUUUUAACUUGUACUGUUAGAGUGUAUAGAAGAUAGGAGUAUUUGUUAUAUAUUUCAGUAGCCAAUGUUGUACAUAUAAUACAGAAAACUGUAUCAUAGCAUGGGAUAGGUGCUUUCAAAAGAUCUCAUAAUGUUGUUGUAAUACGCAAAGAAAUGGCCUAACAAACUUGAUUGUAUAAAACGUUUGUAAGUUGCGUAUUACUGUGCUUUCUGUACUUAUUCUUCUAAAAGUUGUACACGCGUCUGUAGAACGUGCACUUAAUAUGCCUUCUAGAGUCUAAGCUUCAGUGUUUUUAUACUUUCGCUGUAGAACUGUGUUUACUGUAUAGAGUCUCUUUACUUGACUUUCCUCGGCUAGGCAACUAUUAUUGGCUACAGUUUUUUGUCUCUAGAGUAACUUAGUCAAUACCAAGUGUAACUUUUACAUCUUUAAAUGUCAUUCCUAAGUGGUGUAAGUGUCCAGAUAUUACUAUUUUCGUACUAUAUCGUGGAUGUGUGUUAGGAUAGUUAUUGUUAAGAAAGAUAAUAACAGAGAACCGAGUGCGCAUUGUACAAUAGUUGAGAAAACCUGUUCAGUGUUACCUGAUAUUGGGAACAAUGUCAAAUUAUACGGUUAAGCCACUGCUACUGCUAACAUUGGCGACAAGUUUCGAAAAUCCAAGAGACAGGGUGUCUUCGAACUGAUUAAAAUAAUCGUAGGUUAAGAUUUUGAGACUUUUUUUUACCCACUUUUAUUAUCUACUAUUACAUUGUCCACCAACCAUGGCUGUCCUACAGUUUUAGAUUUUUUUUAAGAUUUGUACGCCCUGUAUUGAUUAGAUGAAGCUUACGAAGUGUGGCAGAACAUUAUUGUAUUAUAACUUUGUGUUCAGUAUAUACCUGUCUGACCUAUUAAAAUGUAACAAAAAACAUAGGGCCUAUAUCUUGUAUAACGUAAUAAAUGUUAAAAUUGCACCAAAAUAUCUUUCGCACGUAUAUUUUGUAUAUCGGAAUUGCAAAUAACCGUGUGAUAUUAUAUUUAACUUGUAACCUUUAUUGUGGAUGUUUUUAUUUCGAGAAAAUAAAAUAGUGGAGUAUAAAGAA
Zophobas morio is the source of this 2061-nucleotide messenger RNA. RefSeq lists its product as uncharacterized. The record is from RefSeq and is a predicted model, not a curated record. Lineage: Eukaryota; Metazoa; Arthropoda; Insecta; Coleoptera; Tenebrionidae. The transcript has 3 exons. The coding region runs from base 361 to 813 and encodes 150 amino acids.